UGGGGACGGGGGUACGGCCUUGGGGACGGGCGUGUCUCGGGGCAUGUGUCGGAGAAGGGAUAUACCUUGGAGAAGGGCAACAAGGCACUAGUUUUGCACUGCAAUUUGUGAAUAAUUACUGCCGAUUUGUCAUAUUUUGCCUGACAGGUGCAAGGUGAUCUUCAGUGGCAUCUAUUAACCACGAAUUAUGACAAAGGCUGCUGUCACACCAAUGGAGGAUGACAUGGAAAACAUCGGUUUGGGCUGUGCCUUGGAGCGGUUUGAAGACCUGCCGGAGGUGCGUUCACUGAUUGCCGAGCUGCCCGAGAUUCACACAGAUGCCGGCCUUGUGGAGGCGCGCCUUCAGCGCUUCACUACAAUUCUUGACUACUAUCAGGAGCAGCCUCACCUGCUUGACAAGGAUCUGGAGUCACUGCUGGCUGCACUGUUUGCCCACCUAGAUAAUUUCCAAGCACAUGAGAACCUGGUCCAUGUGACGUUCAAGUACAUGGUGAUGAUCGUCAAACUGCGCGGCCCUAAAUCCAUGGUUCGGCACAUGCCGCAUGAGGUGGACGACAUGGAGCGUGUGCUGCAGUGCCUGGAGCGUCAGAAUCCGGAGGACACCGACUGCUGGGCCACGCGCUACAUGCUGCUGCUAUGGCUGGCCAUCCUGGUCAUCAUCCCCUUCAACAUGACGUCGUUUGACGACGGCCAGCGGGAGCCCAUCGCCCAGCGGAUAAUGCGCGUCACCGAGGUGUACCUGCACGCCACGGACAAGUGUCGCGAGGUGGCCGGACUGGUGGCCGCCCGCUUCGUCACCCGGCCCGACAACGUGCAGCGCUUCCUGCCCGAGCUGAUCGACUGGACACUGAAGACAUGUGAGUCGGACGACGCGCGGCUGCCGUCGCUGCUGGGCGCCCUCGGCUGUCUGGCGGCGGUGUUCAAGCACGGUAAGAGGGCCGACCUGCUGCCCCUGGCGCCCGGUGUGCUGCGCCGACUGCUCGCCUCCGGUCGACUCGAACACGCCAACACGCAGAUCCGCAAACUGGCGCUCAAAUCCGUCCAGCGCGUCGGUCUGACAUUUCUGCCGACCCGAGUGGCCGCCUGGCGGUACGAGCGCGGCCAGCGGUCCCUGGCCGCUGGUCUGCUGCAGGGCACCCCCGCCGGGGACGGCUCGGCGCCCGACGGCGGUGGUGGUGUGGGCCAGGAGGACGAGAGCUAUGACGUGCCGGAGGAGAUUGACGAGGUGCUGGAGGCGGUGCUGCAGGCGCUGAGGGAUAAGGACACCGUGGUCAGAUGGUCUGCGGCGAAAGGCGUGGGCCGCAUCACCAACCGGCUGCCGAAGGCGCUGGCGGACGAGGUGCUGGACAGCCUGAUGGACAUCUUUACGCUGCGGGACAACAUGCCGGCCUGGCACGGCGGCUGUCUGGCGCUCGCCGAGCUCGGUCGGCGCGGCCUGCUCACCCUCUCCCGACUGCCGGAGGUGAUACCCGUCCUGCUGCGCGCGCUCGUCUAUGACGAGCUCCAGGGUAACUACUCGGUGGGCGCCGCUGUCCGAGACGCCGCCUGCUACGUGUGCUGGGCGUUCGCGCGCGCCUAUCAGCCCGACCACUUCCGGCAGUACGCGCUCCAGGUGGCGCCCGCGCUGCUCUGCGUGGCGCUCUUCGACCGAGAGGUGAACUGUCGUCGCGCGGCGUCGGCGGCCUUUCAGGAGAACGUCGGACGGCAGGGCACCUUCCCGCACGGCAUCGAGAUACUCACCACGGUCGACUACUUUGCCGUCGGUAACCGGGCCGCCUCCUUCACACAGCUCAGUACGUUCGUGGGCCAGUUUCCCGAGUACACCAAGCCGCUCAUAUCACACCUGCUGGAGAAGAAAAUCAACCACUGGGACGGCGCCAUUCGGGAGGUCACAGCCAAGGCGCUGCACAACCUUACGCCUUGCGCGGUGGACUACACGGCCGGCUACGUAAUGGACAUGCUCCGACCGCACUGUCUGGGUAUCGACCUGAACGCGCGCCACGGCGCCGUGCUGGCCGUAGCGGAGGUGGUGCACGCCCUCUCCGAGCACGCCCGACGCCACGGACACGACGCCACACAGUACAUCGACUCGGCGACACAGCAGUUCAUUGCCGGCCUGUGUGACGAGCUGGGCCGGCGCCAGAUGCUGCGCGGCCUGGGCGGGGAGCUGAUGCGGCACGCGCUCUGCCACCUCAUCAGGAAGGCGUCGGAGGCCGAGCUGCCGCUCAGAAAUACACCCACCAUAGCCAGCUGGCAGGCGCUGCUGGACGACUGUCUGACCCACCGCGAGGAGGCCGUCCGAGGGUACGCCGUGGCCGCUCUGCCGGCGUUCACCCGCGCCUACGUCACGGCCUCGCCGUCGGACGUGACGGCCGGCCCGUCCGAUGGCGGCGGAGACGUCACGGACGGGGACGCCGCGUCCUCGGCCGCCGGGGACGGACUGCUCGACCGGUACCUGGCUGAGGUGGACAGCGACAGCCAGAAUAACCGGCGCGGGUUCGCACUGGCCGUAGGCUCGCUGCCGGCCAAGCUGUUCGCCGGGAAGCUGCAGCGCGUGCUGAAGCACCUGCUGGUGUGCUGCGCCUCCACGCCGCAGACGCGGCUCUGGGCCGAGUGUCGGCGCGACGGCAUCAGCGCCGUCACCGACGUCUGCCUCACCGUCGGCGUCGACGCCAGCGACGACGGCUCUAGUCAUGUGUGCGCCGCCAACAUUGAGGAGAUCUACGACUGUCUGCUGACCGGCCUGGAGGACUACACGUCCGACAACCGGGGAGACGUGGGCGCCUGGAUCCGAGAGGCGGCCAUCUCCGGACUGCAGCGCGUCACUCUGAUGGUGACCGGCGCCUGCCCGGAGCUGCUCUCGGACGACAUGGUUCGCCGCACCAUGACCGGGCUCAGUCAGCAGGCUGUCGAGAAGAUCGACCGCACCCGGUCAGUGGCCGGAGCGGCCCUCUCAGCACUUCUCCACGCCGACCCGCCGGUGCCGCGCGUGCCCGACCGGGACGCCCUGCUGGAGAUCCUGCCGGCGUCCGUGUGCGCCUCCAUCAACUGGGGCUCGGAGCGGGAGACGCUGCCGCGCCUGUCGCGUCUGUUGGCGCUGCCCGUGUACCGCCCGGCGGUGCUGCUCGGCCUGCUGGUCAGCGCCGGAGGCAUCACCGAGCGGCUGGUGCAGCAGGCCAGUGAGCAGCUGCAGCGGCACCUCAAACACCUGCCGGACGAGGGGCGAGCCGAGUUCGUCCGAGAGGUGGCGGCCGUGAUGGAGCGGCACCGCCGGCAGGACCGCGUCACCCUGUCCGUGAUCCGCGCACUGGAGCCGCUGCUCAACUGCGGUCUGCUGGACCCGCUGUUCUCGGACGCCGAGCUGGGUGACCUGCUGACCUCCCAGGUGCGCGCCGAGCUGGCCCGCUGCGGCGAGCCGCACAAGCUGCUGGCCGGCGUGGACCUGCUGUGCGCGCUGAUGCAGUUCCCGGCGGCCGUGCAGCGCCGCUGUCUGGGCCAGCUGAUGGUGCUGCUGUGCCACCGGUUCCCGCGGAUCCGACGCGCCGCCGCCGGAGGCCUCUUCGAGACGCUGCUGACGCACGGAGAGCUGGAGGGCGUCUCCGAGGAGGCGCUGGAGCGCGCCCAGAGCCUGCUCAGCGACACAGACUGGAACGAGGCCGUGGACGCGGUGCGCCCGGUCCGGGAUGAGGUGUGUGUCGCACUGGGCGUGCCAGUCCCGCAGCGGGUGAAAAAGUGAGGGACGGGGAGGGAGGGGAGAGGGGAGGGACACGACGUCCGUCCGUUCGCACUCGUAACUAAUUGGUGAUCGCUCCUGUGAUUUUUGUCGACCUCGCGCGCUGCUGCACUCGACUUAGACGCGUCACACUUACGCCGGUGCUGUGAUUUUGCUGUUAGCACAAAUUCGCAGCUGUGACGGACAUACCGACGUUCGUAAUAGGUAGUUUCGUUUAUUAUUAUUACAAUAACUUAACGCGAGCAGUCGACUCACAAUUCGCAUUCCUCGCUCGUAAGACGUGCCUACGAGAAUAAACACGGAUUUAUGUGGAAA
This is a messenger RNA of Amphibalanus amphitrite, 4048 nucleotides long. Its product is annotated as tubulin-specific chaperone D-like. The transcript is spliced from 16 exons. Gene Ontology annotation, cellular component: lateral plasma membrane. The coding region runs from base 188 to 3736 and encodes 1182 amino acids. Gene Ontology annotation, molecular function: beta-tubulin binding; GTPase activator activity. The record is from RefSeq and is a predicted model, not a curated record. Lineage: Eukaryota; Metazoa; Arthropoda; Thecostraca; Balanomorpha; Balanidae. Gene Ontology annotation, biological process: adherens junction assembly; microtubule cytoskeleton organization; bicellular tight junction assembly.